Molecule: messenger RNA, 1810 nt
Organism: Pongo pygmaeus (Bornean orangutan)
Lineage: Eukaryota; Metazoa; Chordata; Mammalia; Primates; Hominidae
Gene: TGIF2LX
Product: TGFB induced factor homeobox 2 like X-linked
Exons: 2
Coding region: 129-854 (241 amino acids)
Biological process (GO): regulation of DNA-templated transcription
Molecular function (GO): DNA binding
Source: RefSeq, a predicted model, not a curated record
GGGGGAGGGGCAGCGUGGAGAAGAAAGGAUGUGACGUCACUGAGAGGACUAGCUCGGCUGUUAGCAACUCUGUUAGCAACGCUGUUUUUCUUCCUCCGAAACAACAGUAAAGAUAAGCCUCUUUGAAUAUGGAGGCCACUGCGGACGGCCCGGCUGAGACCCAAAGCCCGGUGGAAAUAGACAGCCCGGUGAAGACCCAAAGCCCAGCCCAAGACACCUCAAUCACGUCGAGAAAUAACGCAGAUAGAGGCAGAGUUCUUGCCUUACCAGAGCACAAGAAGAAGCGCCAUGGAAACUUGCCAGCCAAGUCCGUUAAGAUCCUCCGCGACUGGAUGUAUAAGCAUCGGUUUAGGGCCUACCCUUCAGAAGAAGAGAAGCAAAUGCUGUCAGAGAAGACCAAUUUGUCUUUGUUGCAGGUUUCUAACUGGUUUAUCAAUGCUCGCAGACGCAUUCUCCCGGAUAUGCUUCAACAGUGUGGAAACGACCCCGUCAUUGGCCACAAAAUGGGCAAAAAUGCCCAUGCCACCCACCUGCAGAGCACCGAUGCAUCUGUGCCGGCCAGUUCAGGGCCCAGUGGUCCAGACAAUGUCCAAAGCCUGCCCCUGUGGCCCUUGCCAAAGGGCCAGAUGUCAGGAGAGAAGCUACCAGAUCCGGAGUCGGCCCCUAGCCAGAAGCUCACCGGGAAAGCCCAGCCAGAGAAAAAGGUCAAGUUUUCUAUCACAUCCCCGUUUUCUCCAGAACCUGUGUCUCCAGAGGAGUACGCCGACUUCAGCAGCUUCCAGCUGCUAGUAGAUGCAGCAGUACAAAGGGCUGCCGAGCUGGAGCUAGAGAAGAAGCAAGAUCCUAAUCCAUGAUUGAUGAUGUUCCAAAAACCUAAGUAGUCAGUCCCUUAUGUACUGUGGUAAACCUGUUUAUGUUCACCCCAACUUAUUUGUAUGCUUAUCUUUUAUAGAGGCAUCUUUCUUUCUAGUGGUUUUAUGAGAACGAAUCUUAAUUAUUGGGACUAAAUUCUGUCAGAUAUUUCAGUGUUUCCAGGUGAAAGACACUAAGGUGCCAUCAUGAUGAACGCUGUAGCAAAGAUCUCUUAACUCUCCUUCCCCCUGGAUUUGAACUCUUUAGACCAUCAAACUAAUACAUCUGAGAUUAAACAUCAAGCUGAGAUUUCAGAGAUAAAUGUUUUUUGCUUUCUAGCCAACUUUUUUAAUCACAGGGUUGCUACAUAUAAUAAGUCACCCCUCUUUCUCCCUCUCUCUCGGUAGUCUUUUCUGUUUAUUAGUAUGAAUGAUAGAAAAGAAAGCCUCUAUAAAAAUAGCUAUAACAUCCCUCAUUUUAUUGUUGGAGUUUUGUGAAGCUUUCAACUCUUAUGUUCCUUUUUGUACAGUUUAUUGGCCAAUUUUGAAGAAGCAGUUAUUCUUUGCAGGGAGUUGACCAUGAGAGCCAAAGUACAGUAAAUUCAUGAACAUUUUCUUGCAUAAAGGUGAACUCUUCUUGCUUUGAGCAGUGAAAAGUCUGAGUAAAGGUAAGAAAAUUCCAAAUGUUAAUUUUCUCUUGUUGGCUGUUGGUUAGAUAGUUGGUUUUAGAGAAUACUUUUUAUUGAUUUUAAUUAUAAAAGUAAAAAUAUAACAAAAAAUAGCAAAAAAAAAAAAAACUGACAAAAAAAUUCCCUGGAAGAAACCAAAGGAAGAUAAUUUAAAAAGAAAGAAAAUGAAUCAAUAUAUAACAUGUCAGCAAAAAGUAAAGUAGAUCCAGGUAUUCUAUUAUUUUAUCUUUUUAAUACAUUUAUGUAUUUUUCCUUUUAAAAUUCUUGGUU